Messenger RNA from Protopolystoma xenopodis, 312 nucleotides. NCBI's taxonomy places the organism in Eukaryota, Metazoa, Platyhelminthes, Monogenea, Polystomatidea, Polystomatidae. The record is from the annotation of a GenBank genome assembly.
AUGUCUUGUCGAGAUAGUCCUCUGAAGGCGGUUCAGAUGCUUUGGGUUAACUUGAUCAUGGAUACUUUGGCUAGCCUAGCGUUGGCAACUGAACUUCCGACCGAGGAGCUACUCGAACGAGCCCCUUACGGACGCACGAAGCCGUUGAUAAGCCGGUCUAUGGUGAAGAAUAUUCUCGGGCAGGCGCUUUAUCAGCUGGUCGUCACUUGCUCACUCAUCUGGUUCGGCAACUUAAUCACUUUUUUGCCACCAUCCCUAAUCGCUGUUCUUCUAGCCCAUCACCACAUUGACCGGUACCAUCUGAUUCUUUGA